This is a messenger RNA of Clupea harengus (Atlantic herring), 1555 nucleotides long. It is a transcript of the gene ecscr, whose product is annotated as endothelial cell surface expressed chemotaxis and apoptosis regulator. NCBI's taxonomy places the organism in Eukaryota, Metazoa, Chordata, Actinopteri, Clupeiformes, Clupeidae. The record is from RefSeq and is a predicted model, not a curated record.
AGGCAUCAGGCCCAACUGCACCCACCUAUCUCCACAAACAGGACUGGGCAUUAAGCUGGAAACACACACUCACACACUAGUAUGCUUUACACACUUUUCAAAUGAGUCAUAGGAGCAGAAUAGUCAUAGAGGCAGGUCCAUCUCACUCUUACAUAUACUCUUACACAUAACGACAGCAGCUUCUACUACGGGACAUUUUUUAUUGUUAUCCUGUUAUAUUAGACAUACAUACAUACACAGACAUCUGUACAAGUACAUUAAUUACUUACAUAAACAUAAACUAAAACUAAAACGUCAUUGGAUGAAAAAAUGGAUUUCCUCCUAUAUUCCCUGAUGUUUCUGCCUCUCCUGUAUAUUUCAGCAGCGUCCCAACCUACGUCAUCGCAAAAAACAAUCCUGUCAAGUCCUGCGACUGAGAAAAUAACCACAAGUACCGUGAGAAGAGAAGGGGAUCCAGGAGCCACUGUAACUUCAACCCCACGCGUCAAUACAACAGGGAGCACCACUGUCAUAAGUUCGACCUCUUCUACAGCAUCACCGGUCUACCAAACAACGGGCCUAACAGGAAUACUGAUGAGCAUCCACUCUACAACAUCAACAUCACAGAGAUCCACAAGAAGCCCAGGUUCUCCACCAGAUGAGGCAAUAACUUCUACUCCGCAUCAAUCUAGCUCCAGCUCAAGUCCACAGUUGUCAAGGGCAACAACACAAGCCCUAUCUCCGGAGGAAAAUGCAAUGGACUCAUUAUUAUCUUCUUCUCCUUCUCCGACUACACAGCCGGGAAGCAGCCUCACCAUGGUGGCCUUUGGAGUGAUGACCUUCAUUCUCAUCCUAAUCAUCAUCAUGGUGAUUUUGGUGGCAACUGUAAAUAUGAAAGGGCAGUGCAAUAACAACGAGGGAAAAGAUAAAAAAAGUUGGGAAUCUGUCAUUGAGAGCAAUGUUACAACCAGUGGAGAGAAAGAGAGCAUUACACUAGUCUCUAUGAGGACAAUUAACACAGAAACUGAUACAGAUUCUCCUCGUCUUUCGUCCGUCCAUAGCACCAUAUUAGACAAUGACGAACUAGAGGUCUACAGAGAUUAACUCACAUCAGAGGCUGAACUUACUUUUGCUGGGUGAAAACAAGAAGAGUCUGCAGCAACACCAGACCAAAUCAGUUUUGUAAAAAAAAAAAAAAUCCCUCUGUAUUAGGCUACUGAUGAGUAUUUCCAUUAAUGUAGUUGAUUGUUUUGUCUCUUUGUGUUAUUAAUGCAACGAUAGGACUUGGGUAUGCUGUUGUAUAGGGGUGAAGUCCAGUAAAUUGGGCCACUUUUUCGGUCAAAUGUGCAUGAAAACCAAAAUCCACUCAACUCACCUCUACAAUUUUGUUGAAAAUAGGAAGCAAAAGUAAGUUUUAAAAUAAUGUUUUAAGCUCAACAGCUGUUUAUGCACAGAAUGUCUGCCUUCUGAGUCAACAUGUUGCGUAUCUGGUCAAAUGGACCAUGCAUCAGGCUAAAAUGGACCAUUGAAAUUAAACAGAAGUUUGCAUAAUUCUAAUAAAUGAAAUUAAAACUUG